AUGGCACCAAUUUGUGAGGGUAACACCCAGAAUAAGUUAAUCGAUUGUGACGGUGGUUUCUGUGGUUAUUACAAAAGUCAACGAGCGAACGGUGAGUUGGUUGAAGGUGUCGAUGUGGAGUGCUCACCGCAAUCGGAUGUUUUCGCACCGUUCGAUGGUGAACUGUAUUUCUGGCGACCAUUCGGCAAUCGAGCGGAUCACCAAUGUGCCGAUGAAGGGGUUCGUAUUGAGGGUACAGGUCAAUGGCAAGGUUAUCACGUUCAUAUUUCGUCGAUAGCAUUGGAUUUAUACGGAGGCAAAGUGCGGAAAGGUGAAAAAAUUGGCACCGCAAAAGACCGACGCUGUGUUGAUGGUAUUGACGGAGAUCCGUAUCUGAGAUUCCAACUUUACAACAAGGGACGUGCCAUCGAUCCCACCUAUCAUCUUCAAGAAUGUAUGUGCACUGGGCAAAUUUGUGAAUCGAACCGACACAACCAUCUCUUGGGACCACCGUUUAAACAUGACAGCAGAUACAAUGGUGUUCGUGGUUGGGAUAUUAAAUGUCCAAUGGUCAGCGAUGAAGGAACUUCGGGUGCCAGAUAUCGCGACAAGGUUAUUGGACGUCAACGUGUUGUACAAGGUGAACCGAUUGCGACACGUCUUGACUGCGAGAACUCACCAGAUUCUAUUUUUAUGGAGGUACGCUAUCGAGGUGAUGUGGUGAAUAUAUCGGAUAUGAUUUCGGGAAGUUCUUGCAAGAAACCUGAUUUCCCACCGCACUGA
Molecule: messenger RNA, 762 nt
Organism: Anisakis simplex (herring worm)
Lineage: Eukaryota; Metazoa; Nematoda; Chromadorea; Rhabditida; Anisakidae
Source: the annotation of a GenBank genome assembly